AUGGCGGUCUCGUUCCCGCGACCCGGGAGCCGGCUCUUCCGAACGUACGGGACUGUAGGUGGCUGGGGACCGCGGCGGCGGCCGGGGCGGGCUGCCACGCAAUGGUUCCCGCCGCCAGAUCGGAAGCGUUUCUUUAGCAGCAGCAGUAGCAGCAGCGACGCCAACAACAGCGGUCCCUUGCAGUCCGUCGCUUCCGACGACCCCGACGACCCCGACUUCCGCUGCAGCCCGGUCCGUCAAACGCGGAAGCGCCCUGGCGGUCGCAUCCCCAACGACCGGCCGAGCCUGGUCGUGACCCCCAGACGCCUGAGGCUGCGAGCUCGGCCGCCACAGAAGUGCAGUACCCCGUGUGGCCUGUACGGCCCGCCGCCCUUCUCCGACAACCACCCGGGCCGUCUCAGCCCGGAGCUCAGUGUGUGCAGCCAGCCCAACGACUGCGACGAGCUGGGCACCAGCGCCUCCCUGUUCAGCUCUCCGGCCUCUCCCAGCAGCCCUGCAGCUGGGGUCCCAGCGCUAGCGGUCAGUGUCACCUAUGCCCGCCCCAGCUCCGCCCUGCAGACAGCCUCUCCAGUCCCCAGAGACUCCCGCUGCCCCGCAGCCUCCCCGGACCUGGCAUCUCCCCCCUGCACCCGGAAGGCCGCUGCGGCCCGAGGCAAGUUCACCAGGGCUCGCCAUCAAACCCGUGCCACCGUCAGGUCAGCUCUCUGGAGCUCUGUGGACUCGGUGAACGCUGAGAAGCCUGAGUGUGGGACAGAUGGGAAGAAGAUGAGGGGGUCCCGCUGUGAAGCUGAACUGGUGGGAAACAGGACGGAGGGCCUGGGCUGGUUAAGAACUGGUAAGAACAGAGCCACAGCCCAGCACUCUUGCCAAAAGGCUGGGUCUCAAAAGACUGUCCAGAUAGAUUAUGAGGAGAGCCGGGGUUACAAGGGCCGAAUUGCAGCUGCGGGAACCAAACAGCCUGAAAGAACUGGGCCAAGCCAAAAGAGAAAACAUCAGGAGGUAGCAGAAAUCUCUCUCCUCCACGACCACAGGCUUAAAAAGGGCCAAAAGAUGAAAACUGACUCCUGCCUCACCCAGAACUGGACUCACUCACAGCAUGCCUGCCCUUGGACUAAAACCAGGGCCUCCCUCUCUUUCCACAAGAAGAAGAUCGUGACUGCUGCGUCAGAGGUGUGUAGCAACUCCAUCAUUACCAGUUCUCCCUCGGAAUCCCUUUUAUCAGAGUACUCAAACUCUUCUAUCAUGAACAAAACAAACAGUGCCCUGAGCCCUUGGCUUUCCUCGUCCAUGUAUUUGCUAAGCCCUUUACAGAUGUUAGGGAGUGCAAAUAAAAAGGCAUGUGAUGCUGAGAAGGUUUAUGGGGAAUGCAAUCAGGAAGGACCCCUGCCCUUUAGCUGCUGCCUUUCCACCGAAAAACUGGAACACUGUGAGAAGAUUGGGGAAGGGGUGUUUGGGGAGGUGUUUCAGACAUUUGCUAAUCACACACCCAUAGCCCUAAAAAUCAUUGCUAUCGAAGGGCAGGAUUUAGUCAACGGAUCCCAUCAGAAAACCUUCGAGGAAAUACUGCCAGAGAUUAUCAUCUCCAAAGAGUUGAGUCUCUUGUCUGAUGAAGAACGCAACCGCACAGAAGGCUUUAUUGGACUGAACUCAGUGCACUGUGUCCAAGGAUCUUAUCCUCCAUUGCUCCUCAGAGCCUGGGACCACUAUCACUCAACCAAAGGGUCUGCUAAUGACCGGCCAGACUUUUUUAAUGAACAACAGCUCUUCAUUGUACUGGAAUUUGAGUUUGGAGGCACUGACUUGGAGCGAAUGAGAAGGCAGCUGACUUCCAUGGCUGCUGCGAAGAGCAUUUUGCACCAGAUCACCGCGUCACUCGCCGUGGCAGAGUCCUCCCUGCACUUUGAGCACCGGGACUUACAUUGGGGGAAUGUGCUCUUAAAGAAAACCAGCCACAAAGAGCUCCACUACACCCUCAAUGGGAAGACGAACACUAUCCGCACCCAUGGGCUGCAAGUCAACAUCAUUGACUACACCCUGUCACGCUUGGAGCGGGACGGAAUAGUGGUUUUCUGCGACAUUUCCAUGGAUGAGGACCUCUUUACAGGUGAGGGUGACUACCAGUUUGAGAUCUAUAGACUGAUGAGGAAGGAAAACAAUAACUGCUGGGGCGAGUACCACCCUUAUAAUAAUGUGCUCUGGCUCCAUUACCUCACAGAUAAGAUUCUGAAACAAGUGACCUUCAAGAGUAAAAAUAACACCUCUGCCUUGAAGCAACUGAAGCGAGAGAUCCAACAUUUUCACAAGACAAUGCUGAACUUCAGCUCCGCCACAGAGCUGCUCUGCCAGCACAGUCUAUUUAAGUAA
This is a messenger RNA of Chrysochloris asiatica (Cape golden mole), 2364 nucleotides long. It is a transcript of the gene HASPIN, whose product is annotated as germ cell associated 2 (haspin). Gene Ontology annotation, cellular component: cytoplasm; nucleus. Lineage: Eukaryota; Metazoa; Chordata; Mammalia; Afrosoricida; Chrysochloridae. Bases 1 to 2364 code for a protein of 787 amino acids. The record is from RefSeq and is a predicted model, not a curated record. The transcript has a single exon. Gene Ontology annotation, molecular function: ATP binding; histone H3T3 kinase activity. Gene Ontology annotation, biological process: protein phosphorylation; intracellular signal transduction; mitotic cell cycle.